Clarias gariepinus (North African catfish) is the source of this 3011-nucleotide messenger RNA. It is a transcript of the gene wipf3, whose product is annotated as WAS/WASL interacting protein family member 3. The record is from RefSeq and is a predicted model, not a curated record. NCBI's taxonomy places the organism in Eukaryota, Metazoa, Chordata, Actinopteri, Siluriformes, Clariidae. The transcript is spliced from 8 exons. Gene Ontology annotation, molecular function: actin binding. Bases 279 to 1613 code for a protein of 444 amino acids.
GCUUCCCGUUAUAGUGGUGAUUAUAACACACACACACACACACACACACAUUGCGCUCACACACUGCACAUGUUACCGUCCUUUAACAAGUGUGUGAAGUGUGAGCUGGAGCUCAGGAGCGCGUGUGAAGUGUAGAGGAGCGGUGUGUGUUUAAUUCCUCUUUAGUCUAAUAAUAACCGGGAGGAGGAGAGUAACCGGAGCCACACACACACUCACACACACUCACACACACACCCGGCUUCAGGCCUGCUCUACAGCUCAGGUUUAUAAGAGCAGCCAUGCCUAUCCCUCCUCCUCUUCCUCCGCCUCCACCGCCAGCUCCUCCCCCACCCCCACCAGCUUUCCUACUGUCCCAGAGCGAGCCUCCUAACCCGCAGCGCGGUGAGGGAGGACGCAGCGCGCUCCUGGCAGACAUCCAGAAGGGAACCAGGCUGAAAAAGGUGACGCAGGUCAAUGACCGCAGUGCUCCUGCCCUUAACCAGCCCAGAGCACAUAGUGAGGACGGGAACAGUGGAGCGGGUGGAAGCUCUGGUGCCACACCCACACAAGGACCCGCUUUAAGUGGACUUUUUGCUGGAGGAUUUCCCAUCCUUAGGCCUGUUGGACAGAGAGACAGAGGCUCAAACACCCGCCCAGUGGCCCGAUCCGGUUCUUCUGCCAGCCUGAAACAGCCUCUGUGGAACCUGCCAUCUCAGGGAGAGAGUUUCACGGGUAGCACUCCAGAUCUCUCUCCUUCACGCAGACCUUUGGAAAGGACCUCUUCUCUAUCUAAACCACGCCCUGUCUCGUCCUACACAGCCCCACCUUCUCCCAGCCAAACCACUCCCCCAAGCUUUAAGCCUCUGUCCUCUCCUCCCACCAUAACUCCUCCUCCUCCUCCAUCACUUCUUUAUCAGGAUCAUGCAAGUAAUAAGACACCUCCUCAGUUUGUCUGUCCUCCUCCUCCUCCUCAAAUCACUAAACCCACAUGGUUACCAGUUCAAUCUCAUGCCAUCCCAAUGCCCACAAUGCCACCCCCACCCCCUCCUCCCUCAGUCCCACCUGCCUCUCAUCCUGACAGGUUGCCAGGCUUCUUCCACACUUUGCCUCCUUUUCCAAAGCCAGUAGAUGCCAAGUUUGGGAACUUCAGGGAUGUUCCUCCUCCACCUCCUCCUCAUUUUCCAUCCUCUUUUACACCUAGUCUUCCUGCGCCUGUGCCCUCUCCUCCACUCCCCCCGCCGCCGAAAGCUCACACAGUGACCACGUACCGACCCGCAGUUCCUCCGCUGCCCCCUUCUUACCCCUGCACAGCCCCCAGCCGGAGGCCUCCUGCAGUGCCACUUAGUGCAGGUGCUGGAAGAUUGGCUCCUCCCCCUGCUCCACCCGCUCGUUCUCCUUCCACCGAGCUGUCCAGCAGAAUGCCGCCUCCUCUCCCGCCCCUGCCCCCUGCCCCGCCCCUUGCAGUGAGGAAUGGCCACCUGCACAGCUUCGAUGACUUUGAAUCGAAGUUUCAGUUCCACCCAGUUGAAGAUUUGCCUCCUCCUGAGGUGUUCAGGCCGUUUCCCAGAACUUACCCGAGCAAAGAGAACAGAGUGUCUUCACAAGCUCCUGGCGUGAGAACCCACCUGAGAUGAAACAGCAGCCUGUGAUAUUUGGUGCUGAGUUUCAUCAGCCCAGGAUAAACUCUUUAUCACCGUCUUUGCUGAUGACAAAAACAAACGUCCAACUUCACAUGAAGCUGAUCUUUGCACUGAACAAUGUGAACCAUCAACCAUUUCAGCCCAGACCUCAGGAGACAAUCCAGUAGAACCUCAGGACCGCUUAGCAUUAUCAGCGUUAACCAAAAACUGCAAAGUGUGUUCAUGAUACAGAGCCGUAACACUCUCACUUCACUGCAGCCAGUAUACAUCGCUUUAGUUCAUAAGUAACACUGCUUAAUAACACAGCUUUACACUUCCACUCAGUCUGUAGAGAGUGGUUAAAAGGUUUCAUCGAUCUAAUAGUGACUCUAGGAGAGGAGGAACACAUUAAUGUAACACUGUAAGAAUAAUGGAGGAUAAAUAAGAUGAAGUUACCUUCUGCAGUUCCCUGCCCAGGCCGUGUCACUUUAUUCACUCGGUCUGUGAUCUCAUGCAGUCAUGACAGGCACUGGGAGCCAGACCGCUCCGUACUGCGCUACUGUAUGAGACUCAUGUUCAUAUCAUUUCAUUCUCUGAAUAUAGAGUCUGUGUUUUUGCAUGCAUGAUGAUUUUUAAUAUAAUAUUAUACUGUAUAUACACUCAGUGGCCACUUCAUUAGGUACACCUUGCUAGUAUUCAAUUUUAUUUGUAUAGCGCUUUUAACGAUUUACAUCAUCACAAAGCUAGUACUGGGCUGCAGAUUUGUCGGCUCCACGUGCAAGAUGUGGCUUUUCCGUUCCACCAUCCCGUCCCAGAGCCGCUCUACCGGAGUGAAAUCAGGUGAGUGUGGAAGCCGUGUGACCUCACCAUCAUGUUCAAGAAACCAGUCUGAGAUGAUUUUAGCUGUGUUAUCCUGUGCCAAGGGAUGGACAGGCUCAAUAACAACACUCAGACAGUCUGUGGUGUUUAAAUCACACUCAGUCAGUACUAAGUGGCUCAAAGUGUGGCAAGAACCAGUAUCUCCCCCACAACAUCACACCACCACCACCACCAGCCUGAACCGCUGAUACACGGCAGGACGGAUCCGUGCUGUCAUGUUGUUUACACUAAAUUCUGACCCAACCGUCCGAAUCGAGACUCAUCAGACCAGACGAGGUUUAUCUGAUCUUCUCGGGUCUGAUGUUGGUGAGACCAUGUGACCUGUGGCCUCAGUUUCCUGCUCUUAGCUGACCGAAGCGACACCCGGUGUGAUCUUCUGCUGCUGUAGCACAUCUGCUCCAAGGUUCCACAUGUUCCAUGUUCAGCAGACCUCUGAGAACCCAGAGAACUGCCCUCACUGGGGAUUUUCUCUUUUUCACACUGUUCUCUGUAAACCCUAGAGAUGUGUGUGUGUGUGUGAGAGAGAGAGAGAGA